AACCUUUUAAACUGGACUUCAGUAGCACAACCAAAUAGAUUAAACUUUAUUCCUGAAUAUACCUAAAUGGUUUUUUUGAAACGCAAAGAUGAUGGACUCUGACAUUCCGGCGGACAGCUCAGAUGUAUAUGAGAACGUUUUCUGCAACCCAGUUUUUGAGCCUGAGGAUGAGAAUGUAGAAACCAAAGGAAAUUUCAGAAUUGACAUACAUCUUGAACCCACUAAAAAGCCAACUGCAGGUCACAGUGUGGUAAGUGACUUUGUGGUGGCUGUAAAAGGACAGUCGGGGGGCCGUGCGAUGGUAAUGGUGUCGACAGGUGUGCUGUUGAUUACGACGGUGGUGUGCCUCAUACUGCUCCUUGUUCCAAAACAAAUGAAGACUCAUAUUGGUGAGAUGUCCCAUUUUGGAGACAGAAUUCCACAGAAUCUCUCUUUGAGUCUGACUACCCCCCAUCCUACGAACAGCUCCAAGCUCCCUCUGCCUGAGAAAGUGCCCACAUUCUUUACAAAAUGUGGUGGCAUGUUGACGGAUUCUGAGGGCACUCUCAGUUCUCCAAACCACCCUGACUUGUACCCUCCAGAUUCUCACUGUGUGUGGGUGAUCAGGGUGUCUCCUCCUUACCUUGUGCAGAUCCAUGUGUCAUCUCUGGCUAUCGAGGGACCUUCUCCUUGCUUGUUUGAUUGGUUAGAGAUUAGAGAGCAGACUGAGAAGACCUCUGCUGUCACAAGAUUUUGUGGCAACGUAGCACCACCUACAGUGAAUACAAACAGCAGUACUGUGUGGGUGUCAUUUCGAUCUGAUGGCAGCAUUGGGAGAAAUGGGUUUAUUGCACAAUACCAUUCUGUAUUACCAGGACAGAAAAGCUGUUCCCGAGAGGAGUUUAUGUGUGACAAUGGCCGUUGUUUACUUCCUGUUUCCAUUUGUGACAGCCAGCCAAACUGUAAGGACCACUCAGAUGAAGUGAACUGCAGCCAGAAGCACAAAGUAUGUGGGGGGAGACUGACAGGAGAAUAUGGAUCUUUCUCCAGUCCAAACCAUCCAAAGCCUUACCCACAUCAACAGCUGUGCAUGUGGCAAAUAUCCGUGCAAGAUGGACAAGUUAUAAGACUAAGUUUUCAGAACUUCAGUCUGGAAACACAGGAUGUAUGUGAGUUUGACUACUUGGAGGUUUAUGACAGUGCAAACACGGGUGACAACACUGUUCUAGGGAGAUACUGUGGGUCCACUCUACCUCCUGAUCUGACCUCUUCUGGACCUGUGAUGACUGUUCUGUUUGUGGCUGAUGAAGGUGUUGCUGACAGUGGCUUUUAUGCAACAUAUAAGACCAUAUCUCUUUCAGAAAGAACAUGCAGUCCAUCGCAGUUUGCCUGUAGCACUGGGGAGUGUCUGCACCAGAACUGGCUGUGUGAUGGAUGGAGUGACUGCGCAGAUGGUUCAGAUGAGCAUGACUGCAUGAACUCUACCUACCCUACUUUCACUUCAUCUUGUGAGCUGAUCCAGGUUGAGAUGUGCCGAGGCUUGAGCUAUAAUCUCACUUCCUUCCCAAACAUCUGGCUGUCUAUUUCUGAUCAGAGAGAGGCUGCAUCCAUUUUGCACAAGUACUGGGUGCUGAUGGAGUUUGCAUGUUUUGAAUCUCUGCGGCAGCUAGUAUGCAGGAUGUUUUUGCCUCAUUGUAGCCCUCAGAGCGGCGUGCUGCAACCAUGCCAGUCCAUCUGUGUCACAGCAGAGCAGCAAUGCAGUCAAGCUCUCAACCUCUUGAACUUAAACUGGCCUUUCAACUGCCACCUCUUGCCAGAUUCACUGGAUCCCAUGGCGUGUUCUCUUCCUUAAAAGGGACUGCUGUUUUGAUAGAUGCACCACAACCACUCAAUCUAUAACCUCAUCUAUAAUCACAAGUAACAGACUCUAUAAAAUGUAAUUGAAAUGCCAGGUGCAAGGACUGUCCCUUUGCUGCUAUAUGACCUGAAAGAUGGCUGUAUAACCCAUCCUUUUCUGCUGUUUGAUGUCUUUAUUUCUAGAUCUUACAUUAUAUUUGAACUGGAGGCUAUUUAUUUUACAGAUUUCAAAAUGGGAAAAUUAACUUAAUUAUCUCAUCACUUCUAUUUUAUGUGUCAUUAUGAUCACAUGAAUUUGUAGGGUACAAGGGUGUUUUUCUUAAGUGGGGCGAAUAGAUUAAUUUUUCUAUAGAAUACUUGAGAUAUAAUAAAAUGUUAAAUGUGAUUGAAAUUAACAGGAAAUGGGGCACCCUUUUCUGAAGUGGUUAUUUUGAAUAAGUAUAAUCUUAAUUUGUUACUCAAAAAAGCAUCUUGCUGUCUCAAAAUUAUUUGAAUUAGUUGACAAAUUCUGCACUAUAGCUAUUGCUAUCUCCAUGAAAUCACUAUAAACCCCCUGGGGGCUUUUUACCCCAAGUAUUGCUCAACCUUUUUUUUUUUUUAUUUAUUUUA
Molecule: messenger RNA, 2445 nt
Organism: Myxocyprinus asiaticus (Chinese sucker)
Lineage: Eukaryota; Metazoa; Chordata; Actinopteri; Cypriniformes; Catostomidae
Gene: mfrp
Product: membrane frizzled-related protein
Exons: 13
Coding region: 89-1831 (580 amino acids)
Molecular function (GO): protein binding
Source: RefSeq, a predicted model, not a curated record